CUUAUAUGUAAUUCUGAUAGGAUUAAUUAUUAUGCGGAUCACCAAUACACAAACAUGAUUGGUGGAAAUAACAUGCAAAUGAUCUUCAUUCAAACUAAAUGACCUUUGCUCAUCAGAUCUGGUUUUUGAUUGGUGGAUUUCGAUCCUAUUCAAUUCAAGCUCUCGGUAUAAAACCCUUGAGCAAACUUUUCUGUCAUUCUAUUUUGAACUAUCAUUCAAAAGAUAACUGCAAGUCAAAAUGUCUGGCCGUGGAAAAGGUAAAGCUAAGGGCACCAAGUCCAAGACUCGAUCAUCCCGUGCAGGGCUUCAGUUCCCAGUCGGUCGUAUCCAUCGUCAUCUCCGCAAAGGCAACUACGCUGCGAGAGUUGGUGCUGGUGCUCCAGUCUACUUGGCUGCUGUUCUCGAGUAUUUGAGCGCCGAAAUUCUCGAGUUGGCCGGCAACGCUGCCCGUGACAACAAGAAGACCAGAAUCAUCCCCCGUCACUUGCAGUUGGCUGUCAGAAAUGACGAGGAGUUGAACAAACUUCUUGGUGGUGUCACCAUUGCUCAAGGUGGUGUUCUUCCMAACAUCCARGCCGUCCUUUUACCUAAGAAGGCUGAGAAGAAAUCAUCUUAAGCAGUUUACUGCUAAACAAAACAACGGCUCUUUUAGGAGCCACCACAUGAAUCGAAAGAUCAUGACCAAAUGCUUUGAUUGAUGUAAUAAUACAUAAGCUGCGCAGCUAGCAUUUCUCUCUUUCUCUUCCUUAGCAUACUACAAAUAAAGCCGGGUUAAUACUAUAUUUUGCUCCUGAUAUCGCUUAAACUAGUUUUAAAUGAAGACGCAAAUAGACUGGAAAGCUCACCUACUUUUUUACUGUGU
Molecule: messenger RNA, 862 nt
Organism: Exaiptasia diaphana
Lineage: Eukaryota; Metazoa; Cnidaria; Anthozoa; Actiniaria; Aiptasiidae
Product: late histone H2A.1-like
Exons: 1
Coding region: 239-616 (125 amino acids)
Cellular component (GO): nucleosome
Molecular function (GO): DNA binding; protein heterodimerization activity; structural constituent of chromatin
Source: RefSeq, a predicted model, not a curated record